This is a messenger RNA of Siniperca chuatsi (mandarin fish), 1606 nucleotides long. It is a transcript of the gene fam3c, whose product is annotated as FAM3 metabolism regulating signaling molecule C. The record is from RefSeq and is a predicted model, not a curated record. Bases 192 to 875 code for a protein of 227 amino acids. The transcript has 10 exons. Lineage: Eukaryota; Metazoa; Chordata; Actinopteri; Centrarchiformes; Sinipercidae.
CAAACCCAGGCAGAGACGAGGAAGUUACACAGCAGACCAACCAACGUAGCGUAACGUAGUUUUAACGUUAAAUGCUACAGUUGACGCUUAGUUAGCUUUUCAAAAUUUAGCUUCCAAGCUAUGUACAGUAUCAUACAGUCAACUGACGCUAGGUUGUUAGCUGUGGAAAAAGUGGCUGGAGGCUCGCUAAGAUGAUCAGGGCUGGCGGUGUUUUGAAGUUAGUAGCGCUCAUCUUUGCAUUCCUCCUAGCCGUCUUUCUGGCAUUUCAACUGCUACAGAUUAACUUGGAUUUUAACCUGGGCAGUGUGAUAUCAAGAUCCAUGCCAGUGAAUGAUGGCUUAACAAAGCCAGUCAGGUACAAGUGUGGGCUGUCCAAGUCAUGUCCACUUAGACACUUCGCCUUCAAGAUGGCGAGUGGAGCGGCCAGUGUGGUGGGGCCCAGAAUCUGCCUUGAGGACAAAUUACUAAUGAGCGGUGUGAAGAACAACGUGGGGAGAGGAAUCAACAUUGCCCUGGUUAAUGGGAAAACAGGGGAAGUUAUCAAGACAGACUUUUUUGAUAUGUGGGCAGGAGAUGUGGCUCCUUUAAUUAAAUUCCUGAAGGAAAUUGAUGACGGGACAGUCGUGAUGAUGGCCUCAUUUGAUGAUCCCGCAACAAAACUCAAUGAUGAAGCCAGGAAGCUAAUUGCUGAUCUGGGCAGCUCAGCUAUCAGUAAUUUGGGCUUCCGAGAUAACUGGAUCUUUGUAGGAGGGAAAGGCAUCAAGACCAAGAGUCCAUUUGAACAGCAUAUAAAGAACAGCGCAGACACCAACAAAUUCGAGGGCUGGCCCGAGGUGUUGGAGAUGGAAGGCUGCGUGCCUCAGAGGCAGGACUGAUCUGAGCUCUUGUAAUCAUCGACCACCCAUUUCUUGUCUCGCAUGUCCACCAUGUCCUCCUGACAUUCCCGUCCUCAAGACUUUUUAGUGGUUACUCUUCUUUUGGCUGAGAAAGGUCAUUUUACAGCUCUCAAGCCCAAGCCUUUUAUUCAAAUUUACAUUCCAGAACAAAACAACAUCUCACCAGAUGAUAUUAGCAGGAAAGAGGAACUGGCAUGCACCUUCAGUCCCUCCCUCUGAUUGGAUAACGUUACAUAGAUGCUUAUUGGGGCUUGUAAUUACAAAUAGUAGGUAGAGUACACUGAUUAUAAGGGACUUCCUUUGAUUAUUGGCUUAUUUUGCUUUCUAUCUGUAAGGCCCACACACUUAGUUGUGAUAGUGUUGCAUUAUUGCACUGUUGUUGAUGGAAAUUGAUGUCAUAGCCCAGAUUUUUGGGGGGCUAAAUUUCCAUUACCUGUUUCCUGCCUUAAUCUCAUUAACCUAUUCAUGUUUUUUGACUUUUCUUAUCACUUUGUGAUUCAUUUUGUUCCUUUCGGAGUUCCGUUUAUUUUGAGAAAAUUAUUAUUAACAGGGUUUGAAGACAUUUCUUUCCAUAUUAUAACCAAAUAUACCAAAUUCACUGUGAAAUUUGUAAAUAUUUCUUCAGAGUAGGGUCCAUAUUUGAAAGAUCCUAAUUUAAUGAACAUUGUAAUAAUAAUAUAAUUUCUUAAAAUAAAUUAUAUUGUUAGUAA